AUCUCGCAGCUACGAAGCAUCAUAAUUGGUGGAGUGUAAGAUAACUAUUUCCCCACUGAGGAAGCCGUCGAUUCUCGAGUCCUUAACUUCAUUUGACGUCGAAUGGCGACAGAACGACGGCCAGCAGUUCGCACUAAACGAAACAGUGAGAGUUAAGAAUAAACGAUUCGCUGAUGGCGAACACGUUGUGAGAUGGGUGGUGUCAAAUCCUGAGGUUGAAGCAGUUAAGUCUGUGUGGUGCAACGUGAAUAUUGUCUGGUGCAGCUCACAGAACAAGUAAGCACGCGAACGAGCAGGCAGUUUAUUUCGCGACGCGGCACGACGCCUGAAUUAUGUGAGUGUUGGACGUUUCCGUUGCGAAUCGCGAGGUGCAGUCGUGUCGCGGUCGCCUGUCACUCCUGAAUAAUGUUCCAUCACGAGUACGAGAAGCGGCUGUGCGUGAAAAUCACAGCGGAUAGCUCAGGAGCGACGGGUGGUGGUGGUGCUGUGUCUGCCACCGCCUACUCGUCUGUCUAUUUCUCGCCUACGAAGACAUCAGCGGGCAACAACAGCUAUGACCGUUUCAUACCGACUCGGUCGGGCAACAACUGGCAGACCACGUUCUCUAUGAUCAGCGAGAACGGCCGCGGCGGCUUGGUGGCGAAGAAGACGAGGGAGAACGGCGAGAGCAGUCGCGAUGGUAUCGCUUACUCUUGCCUGCUGAAAAACGAGCUGUUGGGUGCGAGUAUCGAGGACGUCAAGGGUCAGUGUGAGGAACGUCGGGUAUUGUCGCCGUUGGUGACGAGAAAUCUCUUCAAGUAUACUACACCCACCAAGGAUCGCACUCUGUUGGAUCAGAGUUCACCUUACUCUUUGUCACCACUCAGUGCAAAAAGCCAGAAACUACUAAGGUCACCCAGGAAAGCCACUAGGAAGAUCUCAAGAAUACCUUUUAAAGUACUUGAUGCACCAGAGUUGCAGGAUGACUUUUACCUGAAUCUGGUUGACUGGUCCUCUCAGAAUGUCCUCAGUGUUGGUCUAGGCAGCUGUGUUUACCUUUGGUCGGCAUGCACCAGCCAAGUAACACGACUGUGCGACCUGUCUAGUGAUGGAAACAGUGUCACAUCUGUUGCGUGGAACGAGAGGGGUAAUCUGGUAGCAGUAGGUACACACAUGGGCUACAUCCAGGUGUGGGAUGUGGGAGUGAACAAGCAGGUGAGCAAGUUGCAGGGUCACAGCGCCCGGGUAGGCGCUCUCGCCUGGAAUGGCGAGGUACUUUCGUCUGGCAGCAGGGAUCGGUUGAUACUGCAGAGGGAUGUGAGGACGCCGUGCGUGGUCGGCGAACGACGACUCGGCGCUCACCGACAGGAAGUGUGCGGCCUCAAAUGGUCGCCAGAUAAUCAGUACCUCGCGUCUGGCGGCAAUGACAAUCGACUAUAUGUGUGGAAUCUGCACUCCCUCUCACCCAUCCAGACCUACACUGAACAUUUGGCGGCGGUGAAGGCUAUCGCCUGGUCACCUCAUCACCAUGGAUUACUAGCUUCCGGCGGUGGCACCGCCGACCGUUGUAUUCGUUUCUGGAACACACUAACUGGCCAGCCGAUGCAAUCGGUCGACACGGGCUCGCAGGUGUGCAACCUCGCGUGGAGUAAACACAGCUCCGAGUUGGUCAGUACGCACGGCUACUCGCAGAACCAGAUCCUCGUGUGGAAGUACCCGAGCCUCACUCAAGUCGCCAAGCUCACCGGCCAUUCGUAUCGCGUGCUGUACUUGGCGAUGUCUCCGGAUGGCGAGGCGAUCGUCACCGGCGCCGGAGACGAGACCUUGCGCUUCUGGAACGUCUUCAGCAAGGCGCGCAGCCAGAAGGAGAACAAGUCUGUACUGAAUCUGUUCACGAGCAUCCGAUAAACGUAUCGUGACGGACGUAAGGAAGGAGCAUCGGAUGCCAAGGCGCCGUGCUGGAAACGUCAGCGUCGUAUUAUUUUAUUAUGUAUUUGUACAUAUAUACACAUAGACAUAUAUAUAUAUAUAUAUACACACAUCGCCUCGGAUACACGAUCAUGGUAUUCUAAAGGAAUUAUAAUACGCAUAUACAUGUGUAAGAGGGAAGAAACUAUAUAUAUAUAUGAAAAGUACAUAUGAACAUUGUAAAAGAUAUAAUCUAGAAAUAGAGAGGAAGGAUAUUUGGAGCUGUAUAGAAAUAUAAAAACUUAUGCGAUUCGCAAUGUGUAGGAUAAGUUUGCGAAUGCUUCAUAACAGCCUGCAAUACACGUCGAGUACUUGUCUUGUGUGCAAUAUUCAUCCACAUUAUUUCACUGCAGAGACUUGGGGACGAGAGGCAGAAAGCGUAUGAGGAAAAGAGGAGAUUGCCUAUCCGCGUUUGUCGCGCAAGUUAGAUGCUCUUUGUAUUUUUUAUGCACUUUAUAUACACUCAUUUUAUGUGUCGCCACGCUGUUCGUAAAUGAUGUCAGUGAAUGAAGAGAUCGUGAAUGAUGUCAGCACAGGGUGUCCUGAAAACCGUAGUCUUAACUUCAAUUACACGCUCGACGUCGGUUUUUCUUCGGUUGGACGGUUCGUAUAGUUCAAAUUUUCGAGCUUUAAUUAGAGAGACGUGUGUGUGUGUGUGUAGAGAAUAUCGAGAAAUUUCCGUUCUCCAGAACCUCUCCACUGGGAAAAGUCGACGCUGAAUUCGCCGAGAAAAUUAAGCAAUUGAAGUUGAGAUUGUGCGUUCCGUGACAACUUGCACUGCGCGCUUGCGUUUUCAUAUUCUAUUUUGCACAUAUACGCAUAUAUUUGGCAUAUAUAUAUAUAUAUAUAUACACACACACGAACUAUACUUUGCUGCUACUUUAUAUAUUGAUCAAGAGUUUAUUAUAACAAGGUAUAUUUGUAGAAUUCCUAUGAAAUCUCGUAGUCACGCUUCUCUUCCGAGUGCGCGUACCGGUCAUUGUGUCUCAGUAAUUUCUCAGAGUACGCGCUAUCAAAAAUAUUUGCAGGCUGAUCAGUCAGACACGAACAAAAAAGUGAAAGAUUAGGGAGCGAAAAGUCUACGCCUAGAUCCAGUUCUGCAUCUGGAGAGAAGCUUGGAUCCUAGAUUGCUUUACAAUUUUUUUUAUAUAUUAUUUACAAUCUCGAUGCGUUAUCAGUGUGCGUAGAGCAAAUUCAAAAUAUAUACGAAUCAGAGAUUUUGUGUUACACUCAAAUACGACUAACGCCAAUUAUAUAGUUCGCUACCGGCAAGUUGUACAAAUUUAAUUUGAAACAGGACUUAGAAAUUAUAACGUCUACUAAUUUAUAUUAUUAAUGAAAGAGAAAGAAAAGGACAUAUAUAUAUAUAUAAAUAAUAUAUUGUGUAUACUUUUCGUGUAUGUUAUUCGCGGAGCGAAAUUUGAGAGGAAUCGACGAGAAAGAAAGUUAUACGCGAUAUUCAGGAUCCGCGUGUAGCUUGCGGACGUAAUUAACAUAAUCUAUUUUUCUGCGUUGUCGUAAAUCAUACGUUUACACGCGCAAACGCGUGUAACAAAACGACUAGUAGAAAGAAAAACGAUAAAAAGUUGUAUGUAUCGAAGUUGAGGGAUCGUAAUCCCCUCGCAAGGUUCAUGAGUCGUAUCGUCUACCAAGUACGAGUGCGAUAAUAAUGGCAAUUAUUCUGCCGUGUUAUACGUGUUAUUGCGCAAUUGUCACGAUAUAUAUUUUUAUACAAUUGCCCUUGUUGCCGUUCAGAGGGACGCACACUUGCGAUUCACCAGGCGGAAGCAGUGAAGACACGUGCCGGAUGUAGGGCCGGAAGUAAAGCGAAAUGCAAAUCACAGCAGUAUAAUUCUAUAUGCGCACCGCAUUCUGUAUACGCUAGAAUGCACGCGAGCUUCUUACGGUGAACCAACCGUACGCGUAAAGAUGUGCUUUCACGCAAUUUGGUUUUACGCGACACGAUCUAUAAUAUCGUAACGUAUAAUUCAAUUGGAAUGAAACACAUUUUGUUCUCUAAGGAAUACGAAAGAAAAUACAUAUGUGUGCAUAUAUGUUAUGUGUGAAGGAAUGUGAGUUUGAAUGUGUGUAUACAGCCGUAGACAAUAUCAGUUCUAUUAAAUGUAAAUGAAAAAAGAAUGUGUAAAAGAUUGAAAGAAGAGAUGUAUCGUGUGUACAGUGAUCGGCAUAAUAGCCUUGGGCAUGGUUGCCUUUCGAUUAUUAAGAUUUUUUAAUUGUAUACAAUGUUGAUUUAUUAUUUAUUGAUUAUUAAUAGUAGAAGAAGCGAUCUUGUCAAAGCAGUACACUUGUCGCAGCGGUAGCUUUAUAUUAAUGUUUAGAAAGGAAUUUGUACGAUUAGAAAAUAUUAAUAACUUUGUACUGAAUAUUAUUAAAGCUAUCAUGCCGGUCUGUUUGAAAAUGAGACAACUAAGUGGUGAGUGCAUUUAAUUCUAGAUGCAUACGUGAUGUAUAAUUGCAAAGCGCGAUAAAUAUCGGAGUAAAACGAAAAAGCUGUCAACAAUGCUAAUGUAUGCAAAUUAGACACCAGCUAGUCAAGUCGUAGAUAUUUAAUCAUGACAAGUAUCGUUGCAAGCUUCUUCGAAACUCGGUAAAUCCGCUUCUAGGUAUCUCUUGCAGUUAAUUAUUUAUAAAUAUUCGCGCCGAUGGCAUCACUGAUUGCGUCUGAUAGAAAUGAUAUUGUUUGCGGUUUUAAUGUGUACGCGAAAUGUGUCGCAACUAGAGUAUCUUGUGUUCCUAUAAAAGAUGCACUUGUUUGCGUGAAUUUACGUGAAGUCUGCAAUAUAUACCGAAUGUGUGUCUAUACAUCAACAUGGAAAUUGAUUUAAAUUUACGCUACAUUAUUGCAGAUGCAACGAUAUAUGUCAUAUAUGACAUCGAUUGCGAUUCAAUCGAUGUUCAAUUCAUAUCGCGUGUAGAAAAUAUAUGAUGAGCUAUAUAUUGUUUUUUGGCAGUUAUCAAAAUCAGUAAUCGCGCAAUUGAUUUUCAAGUCAUCCCAAUUUAUUGCGUGUAACGUUCGUAAGAAAUAUUCUGUCAAUGGUUGUUUUACAUUAUUUCUUACGAGUCACGGAAAUAAAAAGAAAAUACAAUUGUCGCUAAUUAUCGUAGAAAUCGACGUUAAUUAUCAAAUUAGAAUAUACCAUGAUGUAAGAUAUUUAGCCAGUCAGUUUUGUAUCCGUCAUUAACUUGAUGACAAUUUCAAGCGAGUUCUGUCGUACAAUGUCAUAUAUAAUCAUACAUUUGUAUACAAUCUAAUUAUAAUUUAUGUCUUUCUGAAAUGAUAUAUAUUUCUGCAAAUUAAAAACGAAAUUAUAUACUAAUAUAUAUGAAACUUAAUAAUACUUUCAAAAAUUUGGCUAUUAUGUAGUUGUUAUGUAACUGUUUCAAAGUCACACAUAGUAAACAAAUAUUAGUGUUAGGACAUAUUAGGAAAAUAUUUAGUAAACUUAAUAAUUAUAUUUCCGUAUUAUGGGGUAAAUA
Messenger RNA from Harpegnathos saltator (Jerdon's jumping ant), 5445 nucleotides. It is a transcript of the gene fzr, whose product is annotated as fizzy and cell division cycle 20 related. Gene Ontology annotation, cellular component: anaphase-promoting complex. The record is from RefSeq and is a predicted model, not a curated record. Gene Ontology annotation, molecular function: anaphase-promoting complex binding; ubiquitin ligase activator activity; protein binding. The transcript has 2 exons. Gene Ontology annotation, biological process: positive regulation of ubiquitin protein ligase activity; positive regulation of anaphase-promoting complex-dependent catabolic process; anaphase-promoting complex-dependent catabolic process. Bases 406 to 1887 code for a protein of 493 amino acids. NCBI's taxonomy places the organism in Eukaryota, Metazoa, Arthropoda, Insecta, Hymenoptera, Formicidae.